AUGGCAGCGUUCCUCUGGGCCUCCCCGCCUGAGGAGCGGGAAAUGGAGUCGGGCCUGGGCGGCCCCUUUGCCAGCUCCUGCCCGCGAGGGAGCCAGGCUGGAGGGGCCGGAGCUGGCGGCCUCACCCCCCUCAGGCCUCUUCUCCACGGAGACGCCCAGUCAGGGAGCCACACGGCCUUUCCCCCAGUUGUGCCUGAGCCUCCUCCACAGGAGUGCAAGGCUGCCCAGCCCUGUGCCUUAUCACCUGAGCUGCUCAGGUCCCAAGUCCUGCUCAUGCCUGCUGCCCUGGAAAUGGCCCUGCUGCUUCUCUUCUGGAGCCUCUGGACCCCGCUGGUGAGCCCCACCUCAGGAAAUUCCACUUCUGUCUGGGACUCAGCGACCCCCAUGGAUCCAGGGAUGAGCACCUCCUUAGAGCUCCGCACGGAUAUUCAGGUCUCGACCCUGGCCCCCUCCACUCCCUCUCGAGACAGCAAGAUGCCCUCUCUUGGGACUUCGGUUGGUGCCAGCACUGGCCCUGCUGUGUCUGAGCCAAUGCCCUCCAGGGAAAAUUCUACCAAAAAGCCGUCAGAGCUUCUAGAAAUCUCUAUUGCAACCAGUGGCCCUGCUGUCCCUAUAGCAGUGACCUCUCAGGGACACCCCACUGUGACAGGUGAAGCCCUGACAUUUACCUCUCUGGAAACCUCUGGUGGGACCAGUGAAUCCUCUAUCACCAAGGCAGCAAGCUCUCUGCAGACCUCCAGUGAGGCCAGUGAAUUUGUCCCUAUGGCAACUAACUCUCCAGAGACCUCCAGUGGACCCCCUGUCACCAAGGCAACGCGUUCUGUGGAUACCUCCACUGGGGCCAGUGGAACCUCUGUUACCAUGACAACUAGCUCUCCAGAGCCCUCCAGCAGGACCAGUGGACAUCUUGUCCCCAUGACAGUCAGCUCCCUGGUGACGUCCAGUGUGGCCAGCAGCUCCCCAGUCUCCAGCAUAAAAGUAUCCAUGACCACCCCAAAGCCCUCUACAAGAACGAGCACGGAGGCCUCUGGGAGCCCAGCCCAGGGCCGGAAAGGCAUGCUGCUGGUGCCCGUGCUGGUGACCAUGCUGGUGGUCAUAGUGAUUGUGGCACUGCUCCUGCUAUGGCGCCAGCGGCAGAAGCGCCGCACGGGGAUCCUGACGCUGAGCGGAAGUGGGAAGCGCAAUGGCGUGGUAGAUGCUUGGGCUGGGCCUGUGCAGGUCCCUGAUGAGGAGGCUGUGACAGCAGCAGUGGGAGGGCCCCAGGAUGACAAGGGCUCUGGGGUCCCCCAGACAGAGGUGUCUGCCCAGCGGCCCACACUCACCACUUUUUUCAGCAGACGGAAGUCUCGCCAGGGCUCCUUGGCGAUGGAGGAGCUGAAGUCCGGGCCAGGGCCCAGCCUGCAGGGGGAGGAGGAGCCGCUGGUGUGCAGCGAGGACGAGGCUGUGGAGGACCCUGCUCCCGAGGACAGGACGGGGCGGCGCCUCAGUGCCUGUGAAUAACAGGAACCCUGUUGAUUCCCACCAGCCCUUUGCUUCCCCCCAAACCGCCUGGAACCCCCCCAGGAUUCUUGCUCCCCUGGGCCCCCAGCCAGCGCCCUCGCACAUCUGCAUCUAGACCUGGCCGCAGCCCGCCCCUGCUGUUUGCAGAUCAAAUCAGCCUUCGUGAAUCCUUCAGUCCCCUCCCCAGCUUGCUUCAUCCUGAAACCAGUGGCUGAGUCACCACAAUGCCAACCCUACCCAUGAUUUCUCCAAGGACCCACCCUGGGGAGACCAAGAGAUUGGGAAGAAGGAAAUGACAAUUGGCCAACUCCCUAGGAAAAAACUUUGUAAAGUAUGUGGGGUCCCUCACAGGACACCCUACGGGGACAGACCAUGAACCCCUCUCUUCAACCCUCUGGGGGGCUCACUCUGGGCCUUCUUGGAGCCUGGGCUGGCUGGGCUACCCAGCUUCGCUCUAGGGGAGCCUGUGACCUCCUGAGCCCUAGGAUCCAGGGCUGCCCAUGCCAGAGCCUCCACGCUCUGCCCCACCUAGGGACUUUUGCCACUUCAUUGGCCAUUGGUGGUUCUCGGGAAGGCUGCCAUCUGCGAAGGGACCACUCCCGGGUGUGCUCUGUAUGCAAGAGAUGGUGGUAUUAGAGGGAGUGGUGAGUCCAGACAGUUCAAGGGAGGGUGCAGGAGGGGAGACAGGCUGAGGAGGGGCUGCCCCCACCCAUUGUGGGGUGCACAGGACCAUUGGGAACACAGGUGCCUUCCAUUUUGCUGAGAUAGGGCACACAGUGGCAGCUUUGAUAGUAUGAGCAAGAGUGCAGGUUUGAUAAGGCCAAGUUUGGUGGCACAUGUGGUACCCCAGCACUCAGGAAGCCCAGGCAGGAGGAUCCUUGAGUUCAAGGCCAGUCUGAACUGCAUAGCAAGACUGUUACAAAAAAAACAAAACAAAAUGGGGGGAGGGGAGGGGUAUUAAAAGACAGAAUGUGUGACCAAGUGCGGGCUCUCAGCUCAGCCACACAUCCCCUCUUCAAAGGCUCCGUCCACACACACACACACACACACACACACACGCACAGGCCCAAGAAGAGAUCUGUCCUAGCAGCGGGGCUGGGCACAGUAAGUGCCUGCAAGAUUUGGUCUUGCUGACAUCUCCACCAUAUUCUAGCAGCUGGCUAGAAUAUGAGUUCUCCCUCCUUCCCUUCUCCCAAGCCAAGGGCAGAGGAGAUGGCCCAGCCAGGCCCACAGGUGGGUGGUGUUUCCCCAGGAGAAGAAAAUUUGCACAGAGGAAGUCAAUGAGUCAGAGAGGCAGUUGCCAAACGGAAUGACCUACUAAACGGUGUGGGAGUGUGGGAGUGUGUGAGUGUGACCACUGGCCUGCAGCCUGGGCAGGAGGGACAGCAGAGGUGGGUCAGUUGGCAGCGGGAGAAGGGGCAGGAAGUGUCUGCAAUCCAGCAGCACCGUGUCUGCCCCCCUUCUGGUCUGUGGCAGACUGAGCCGUGCUAAGUGGGUCUGCCCACGCCUCGUUCCCUUCCUCCCAAGGUGCUGUGGGUACAACCUGAGGCCUGGACAGCAGGACUGAGUUGCAAAAAUCCCUCAGGCAUCCAGCGCUGUGAUCUCAGACUUGGCAAAACAAAUUGUGCCCCAGUUACAGGUUUAGAAAACACUGUCCCUCCAACUCCCUCUCCUUUACAGAGGUGGUUGUUUCUGAAGGGUUUUCUGAAUCCUGAAGGAAGCAGGGUGGGGAAGGCACCCCAACAAUGGUUUCUUAGUCCAAAAAAUGUCAGAUGUUAAUGAGUGUUAGCGUACAGGCAGUUUCCCCCAAAGAAAAGGUACACUGCUUUUGCGGGAGGAGUGGGCAUCAUGGCAGAGUUUGUCUCUGGGACCUUGUCACCUUUCCCUGUCUGGUGGCCACUGUGCCUGGUAUGCAGAUGGUCCUCAGUGAAUAAUCACUUGAAUGAAUGAGUUAAUCACCUAAAGGGAAUUUAUAUUUGUUUCAUUUUUCCUCCCUUUUUUAUUUUGAAACAGGGCCUCAUUAAGUGGCUAAAUUGCCCAGGCUGUGCUCAAAUUUGUGAUCCUCCUGCUUCAGCCUCAGAGUGCUGGACCUCAGAGAUUUUGGAAGCUAAGAAAGAUUUUGCCAGGCUGGAAAAAGGGAAGAGAGUGUGGGUAGAGGGCAUGGUGGGUGGAAAAGCCCAGUAAGGAAGGUGGAGCAGUUCUCUCUCUUCUUUUUU
Messenger RNA from Fukomys damarensis (Damara mole-rat), 3716 nucleotides. It is a transcript of the gene Spn, whose product is annotated as sialophorin. The coding region runs from base 1 to 1500 and encodes 499 amino acids. Gene Ontology annotation, cellular component: external side of plasma membrane. The transcript has 3 exons. Gene Ontology annotation, biological process: cell surface receptor signaling pathway; regulation of T cell migration; defense response to bacterium. The record is from RefSeq and is a predicted model, not a curated record. Gene Ontology annotation, molecular function: heat shock protein binding; transmembrane signaling receptor activity. Lineage: Eukaryota; Metazoa; Chordata; Mammalia; Rodentia; Bathyergidae.